This is a messenger RNA of Macrosiphum euphorbiae (potato aphid), 315 nucleotides long. NCBI's taxonomy places the organism in Eukaryota, Metazoa, Arthropoda, Insecta, Hemiptera, Aphididae. The record is from the annotation of a GenBank genome assembly.
AUGUCGGCAUUCACCAUAACUAAAGCUUCACAAUCUAAAAUUGAUGCAACAUUAGCUUAUUUUAUUGCAGUUGAUAUGAUGCCUUACAAUCUUGUGACCAAAGAUGGUUUCAAAGUGUAUACGAACGCCUUAAACACUAGUUAUCAUAUACCAAGUCGAAAGACUCUUACUGAUUCCAGAAUACCAAAUUUAUAUAAAGAUACCAAGACUAUCAUUGAGUCGAUUGUGAAUAAAGUUUGUUUUGUCAUUCACCACAGAUUGUUGGACUUCUGGAUCCAACCAACCGUUUUUAGCUUUAACUGGGCAUUAUAUUGA